AUGACAUUAUGUGUGGAUCUUGUUGUACUUGAAGAUUAUAUAUCAACUACAAUGAAAGUUCCAUUAAAAAUUCUGAAGCCUCAAAUAGUUGAUGAUUUUGAGAAACUCUUUAAUAAAAAAAUAAAUGUCGAUGUGAUUUUAAUUGUUGGCAACGAAAAGUUUCAUGCGCAUAAGACAAUUUUAUCAGCACGAAGUCCAGUACUUGCUUCAGUUCUCCACAGAAUGCAAGAAAGUAACAAUAAUAUAUUGAUGAUAAGUGAUGUAGCUCCCAAAAUAUUCCGAGAAAUGUUGAGAUUUAUUUAUACUGAUAAAGUUGAUGAUUUGGACAGCAAAAUUGUAACUCUACUACAAGUUGCUGAUAGAUUUAAAUUACAAACACUGAAGAUAUCAUGUGAGGAAUCGCUUCGCGAAUCAUUAAUUAAUGCAAAUGCAAUUAAAUUAUUAAUGUUAGCAGAUCAAUAUCAUGCGAAUCUACUGAUGGAGUCCGUCGUCAAUUACCUUGUAAUAAAUAUCGAUAGUAUAAUGAAAACUGAAGAUUACAAAACAUUAGAAAAGUCUAAACCGCUGAUGUUCUAA
This is a messenger RNA of Microplitis demolitor, 576 nucleotides long. Its product is annotated as speckle-type POZ protein-like. Gene Ontology annotation, cellular component: cytoplasm; nucleus. The record is from RefSeq and is a predicted model, not a curated record. NCBI's taxonomy places the organism in Eukaryota, Metazoa, Arthropoda, Insecta, Hymenoptera, Braconidae. The transcript is spliced from 2 exons. The coding region runs from base 1 to 576 and encodes 191 amino acids. Gene Ontology annotation, molecular function: ubiquitin protein ligase binding. Gene Ontology annotation, biological process: proteasome-mediated ubiquitin-dependent protein catabolic process; regulation of proteolysis.